CGUAUUAAAUGCAGGAUACAGUGGAUAGGGCGGCAGAGCCCGAGUUUGAAGAUGAGGAGGAGCCCUCGUUUAGCGAUCCGGAAGAUUUCGCUGAUGACAUCGAUGAUGAGGAGUUGUUGGAGGACAUUUUGCGGGAGAAGCCCCUGGAGGCUGAUGGGAUAGACUCCGUGGUGGUAGUGGACAACGUUCCCCAGGUUGGCCCGGAACGCCUGGAAAAGCUGAAGAAUGUCAUUCACAAGAUUUUCUCUAAAUUUGGGAAAAUCACCAAUGAAUUCUACCCUGAGGUAGAUGGAAUGACCAAAGGGUACAUCUUUCUGGAAUAUGCCGCUCCUAACCAGGCCUUGGAGGCAGUGAAAAACGCAGAUGGAUACAAACUGGAUAAACAGCACACCUUUAGAGUCAAUGUUUUCACUGACUUUGAUAAAUACAUGAGCAUCAGCGAUGAGUGGGAGCCACCAGAGAAGCAACCAUUUAAGGACUUCGGCAACAUGCGUCACUGGAUCGAGGAUCCGGACUGUCGGGAUCAGUACAGUGUGAUCUACGAAUCAGGAGAGAGAACAGCUAUCUUUUCUAACGACCCAAAGGAGCCCAUCUUAGUGGAGGAAAGAGCUCGCUGGACGGAGACGUAUGUCCGCUGGUCACCUAAGGGAACGUACCUGGCCACAUUCCACCAGCGGGGAAUUGCGUUGUGGGGAGGGGAGAAAUUCAAACAAAUACAGAGAUUCAGUCAUCAAGGAGUGUCUCUAAUUGACUUCUCCCCCUGUGAGAGGUAUGUGGUAACGUUCAGUCCUCUGAUGGACACUAAAGAGGAUCCUCAGGCCAUUAUCAUAUGGGACAUUCUGACCGGUCAGAAAAAACGAGGAUUUCACUGUGAGAGCUCUGCACACUGGCCUAUCUUUAAGUGGAGUCAGGACGGGAAGUUCUUUGCUAGAAUGACACAGGACACGUUAAGCAUCUACGAAACCCCGUCAAUGGGACUUUUGGACAAGAAAAGUUUGAAAAUCAGUGGAAUAAAGGAUUUUUCAUGGUCGCCGGGAGAUAACAUCAUUGCCUUUUGGGUUCCGGAGGACAAGGACAUUCCGGCGAGAGUUACCCUCAUGCAGUUUCCGUCUCGACAGGAGAUCCGUGUUCGGAAUCUCUUCAAUGUGGUCGACUGCAAACUGCAUUGGCAGCGACAGGGAGACUAUCUGUGUGUGAAGGUGGACAGAACGCCAAAGGGAACACAGGGUGUUGUCACUAACUUUGAAAUCUUCCGGAUGAGGGAAAAACAAGUUCCUGUCGAUGUGGUGGAAAUGAAAGAAAGCAUAAUAGCGUUUGCGUGGGAGCCCAACGGUAGUAAAUUUGCAGUGUUACAUGGAGAAUCUCCCAGAAUAAAUGCAUCAUUCUACCACGUCAAAAACAACGGCAAAAUCGAACUCAUCAAGAUGUUUGAUAAGCAGCAGGCCAACAGCAUCUUCUGGAGUCCACAGGGCCAGUUCAUGGUACUGGCUGGUUUGAGAAGUAUGAAUGGCGCGUUGGCGUUUGUGGACACGUCGGACUGUACCAUGAUGAACAUUGCAGAGCAUUACAUGGCCUCCGACGUGGAGUGGGACCCCACGGGACGUUACGUGGUGACGUCCGUCUCCUGGUGGAGCCAUAAGGUGGACAAUGCCUAUUGGCUGUGGACGUUCCAAGGGCGUCUCCUGCAGAAGAACAAUAAGGAUCGUUUCUGCCAGCUGCUGUGGAGACCAAGACCCCCUACCCUGCUCAGUCAGGAGCAAAUCAAGAUGAUCAAGAAGGAUCUGAAGAAGUAUUCCAAGAUCUUCGAGCAGAAGGAUCGACUCAGCCAGUCUAAGGCCUCCAAGGAGUUGGUUGAUAAGCGACGUCUCAUGAUGGAAGAGUACAGACAGUACAGAGACAAAGCCAUGCAAACCUACAAUCAGCAAAGAGAACUACGCCUGCAACUGCGAGGGGGUGUGGACACUGAUGAACUGGACAGUAAUGUAGAGGACUGGGAAGAGGAGACUAUAGAGUUCUUUAUCAAUGAAGAAAUCAUUCCCUUUGGAGACCUGGAGUAAGCCUAUGGACAAAACCAGUUCACCAGUGCCCCAGAGCCCUGUUAAAUCCAACGUUUAAUUAUCGGUAGUGUUUCGUGGGCCGUAGGAAACACCCACGUUAAACUCUCUGUUAAGUGUCAUAAUGCUUGUCAUAAUGUAAUACACUAAUUUGCAUGUCUUUAUGU
Messenger RNA from Chanos chanos (milkfish), 2221 nucleotides. Its product is annotated as eukaryotic translation initiation factor 3 subunit B-like. Gene Ontology annotation, cellular component: eukaryotic translation initiation factor 3 complex. The transcript is spliced from 18 exons. The coding region runs from base 9 to 2057 and encodes 682 amino acids. Gene Ontology annotation, biological process: translational initiation. Gene Ontology annotation, molecular function: translation initiation factor binding; RNA binding; translation initiation factor activity. NCBI's taxonomy places the organism in Eukaryota, Metazoa, Chordata, Actinopteri, Gonorynchiformes, Chanidae. The record is from RefSeq and is a predicted model, not a curated record.